AUGGAGUUUGAGCCCAGUUCAGGACCUGGCAGCGAUGAUGUCAAUGGAGAGAACAUUGACAUCUGCUUUGUGGACAGGAAGCUGGAGUUCCUGAUCAAUGGAAGGGUGCAGAGGAGGGACAUCUUUAUCACCUUGGAUUGCCAGCAGAUACCACAUCAACAGACCCUAGCAAUCUGGUACAAGGUCAUCACCAUGGUCAUUGUGGUCAUCACAGUCUGGACGAAUGCACAACAAUAUUUAAUGGAUAACAAUUUAACAAAGCCAGAAGAUAAGCAAGAAAACAACAGGCCAGAUCAGAGUCCCAGGUCCCAUCUCCACAACGGUGCAGGAGCCACUCCAAUUGCUAGGCCAUCCAAAAGGCUGCUGCCACCAUCAUGCAAAAGGCCCGCUCCCGCCACCAGCCCUGUGACUGGCCCGCUCUCACUGCCGACUGCCGCCACCUCACCGGCCCGCUCUCACCGCCAACUGCCACCGCCUCACUGGCCCGCUCUCACCAUCGACUGCCGCCGCCUCACUAGCCCGUUCUCACUGCCGACUGCCGCCACCUCACCGGCCCGCUCUCACUGCCGACUGCCGCCACCUCACCGGCCCGCUCUCACCAUCGACUGCCGCCGCCUCACUGGCCCAUUGUCACCAUCGACUGCCGCCGCCUCACUGGCCCAUUGUCACCAUCGACUGCCUCCACCUUACCGGCCCAUUGUCACCAUCAACUGCUGCCCCGUCACCGGCCCACUCUCACCACCGACUGCCGCCACCUCACCGGCCCGCUAUCACCGCCGAAUUGGCCCACUCUUGAUCCGCCGCCAUCGCUCCAGCCCAUGCUUGAUCUGCUGUUGCUGCAGGUCAUGGUCCAUGUGUUCACCUGCCGCCACAUGGUUUCUAGUCAUGAACUGA
Stegostoma tigrinum is the source of this 894-nucleotide messenger RNA. RefSeq lists its product as uncharacterized. The transcript is spliced from 3 exons. Lineage: Eukaryota; Metazoa; Chordata; Chondrichthyes; Orectolobiformes; Stegostomatidae. The coding region runs from base 1 to 894 and encodes 297 amino acids. The record is from RefSeq and is a predicted model, not a curated record.